CUGCACUCAUGCAGUAGAGCAGAAUCUGCUGUGUCGAUCUUACAAAAAGUUCACUGGCAAGAAACUAGGGGACAAGAUUAUGCUCCAGGAGCUAAUGUGCGCACAUAAGAAUGAUCAGAUACAGCAUAAAGUAGGGAGUCGAGAAGAUGCAUCGCAGAAUCCGAAUCCGUCAGCGUCCCCGCAUCGUCCCGAUCCUCCGUUAGCAGCCGAAAUUGAUCAGCGGCACCGGACAUCACAGCAGCACGGGCGCAUGAAGCACGGAUGUUCAUCAGCUCUGGAUCAGGGAGAGGCAGUUCGAUGCCAUUGGCGGCAGCGUCUCGCGCCGCAUCAGGAUCUACGCGAAAUGCCACCUCCCGAGAUGGCUUGGGCACCUGCUUGAAGAAAGUUGGCGGAUGGCGCGCAACGACAGUGUAGGUAUGCUCCUGCACGACGAGGAUGAGAUUUCUUCGAGAAAUUUCAGUAAAGGAUAGAAAUAUCACCGUUCCAGGGAUAGCUUCAAGCCAGAAGAGAAAUUUAUCAUAGUCCUUGUGCAAGGCGAUGGACAAGGUCAUGGUGUGAAACAAAGUAUUCACGCAUUUACCCUGCAGCUUAUCGACUAAACUGCGUAGACCAAAGCUUUCAAGCAGAGCCAAAGCGCUUGCAGAAUAUUCGGAAUACUGGCAUACGAUUCAGCAGAUGAAUUUGGUGGGAAAGGGACUAACAGAUUGCGCGGUGCCCGAGAUCAAGUGAGCGACCUCAGUCUCGACGCUCCCCACUCCCUCAUGAUCCGACUUCUGGUUCAAUUCGGGAACGUUCAUGAGGGUAACCUUGUCAUAUAGACGUGUCAUUACACAUUUAUGGCCGUCCCGCAGCAGGGCCUAUUACGAUCCAAGGUCGACAAAACCGGCAGCUAGUGGGGGACAGACUUACGUCGACCUUGGCCUGCGAAUGUGUCCUUCCUUGCUCAGGGCGGGACCUCUGCCAUGCUCUUGAGGAUAUCAGCUCUGUGCUUUUCGUAGGACGGGAGGGAGGCGUGAGGGGAUGGGGAUGGAGUACGAUCGGUGCGCGAGCAAACUUGAAUAGUCAGCUUACUGCAAAGGAAAGAUUGCCUCGUUACUCACACACGCGAAACAGUUGAUUGCGUAGAUCUAUACCGAGCUGGAAGACUUUUUCGUGACGCUGCUCGAGGUCCUCCGCCGGCCCCAGUGCCAUUGACACGUUGUUGCACGACAGUACUUGGCGAGUCAGGCUCUUGUAGCCGGCGGUCAUAUUGUGUUCAUAAAAGUCCUUGAUGAGCCAUGCUACCACCCGAACGGCAAUUAAUUUAUCUUGAUACUUCGCCGCAGGCUUAGGAAGUCGGAGUGCCGCACUUUCGGCAGAUAGUAGGAGAUUCCAUGCGCUAACCCCGUCAGGGUGCAGUCCGAUUUCAUUGGCCGGAGGAAGGGGCCAGCUUUCGUUGAGAGGAGGAACUGCCGGGUAGGUCACGGUCAUGAGGACGAGAGUCUUGCACAAGUGUCGUGGCAAUAGGAGGCAACUUAGUCAGAAAAUUUAAAGACAGAACGUCAAAGACUGGGAUGUGGUGCGGGGGAUGUCAAGCAACCAUAUCGGGCGCGCGCUGAUAGGCAACGAUCACCGAUUGUGAUCUGACCACGGUCCACCACCUCAUCUUCCUCUCCAACACAGAUCGCAUGUUCUGGAGAUUCGGCUUCCAUAAUGCCUCCGCUAUCGACAGCCUGCUGGAUAAGGAAGACGUUUCCGUAGAAGCUAUUUUGGACGAAGACGAUCUGCUGCAAGAAUGCAAGGCCCAAAACACGCGCCUUAUAGAUUAUUUCCAGCGGGUGGAUGUGUUGCAGAGAUUGCUGAAGCAUGUUUCGGGGCAGAUUGAGAACGAAGAGCACGGCCAAUUCAAGUACCCUUAUGUCUCUACCGAAGUGCUAUGCAGCGAGAUAUGGUCUAUUGUCGAGACGUGUGUCAACUCGCAAACCGAGCUCUUGGUCCCAUUCUGGGAUGCCAUCCUCGACAGAUCACCUGAAGACAUGAAGACGCAGAUGGUCAUGGCGUCGCACUUCGCCAAAAUCAACGCUGUGUUCUUGGGAAAAAGACCUGCGGAGAUGCUGGCUUUCAUCCGCGCGCAACCGGACAUUGUGGAGCGCAUUCUCCGACACAUCGAAACGCCCUCAUUCAUCGACCUGCUUGUGCGCAUCAUUCAGCUGGACGAACAGCCGGGAGGAGCGGGUGUGCUCGAGUGGCUGUCGUCAGAGAACCUGAUGGCUCGGCUCCUGGUGUUCCUCGCACCGACAUAUUCUCCGGACGUGCAUAAUGUCGUCGCGGAGCUCAUCAAAGGCAUCAUCUCGAUGGCCACUCCCACCCCCGGUGCCGGAUUGGGGGAAAUGACAGCCGGACCCGCGUCCAACAUCUUUGCGCGACAGCUGGCAUCGAUGGAGAGCGUCAAGACGCUAUCCGGUUACAUACUUCUGGACUACAAAACGCCGCCGCCAGACCAGGCUGAGACGGAGACCUUGCCAAAUGCGGAAUCCUGCACCUCCUCGGUCGUGCACUCCAUUGCGAUCGUCAUCGAACUCAUUCGGAAGAACAACUCCAACUACUUCGAGCCAUACCUAUUUCACACGCUUCGAAAUCGGCUCAUCCAGGUCCAGCAGCAUCUGGGGCCCGCUGCGCUAGAAGAGGACGGCGAUGGUGGACGAGAGCAGUUGGAAAGCGCUUUGGGAGAGAUGGUAGAUCGGAUUGGAGUGGUUCAUUUGGGUCCUCUGCUAGAGUUGAUCACAGAGAAGCUGGACGGGUUACAGGGCUACCUGCGUUCGCCACGCUCAGUCAACGGAACCAUCAAAACGACGGUCGGAGACAUCGCUCCUCUCACGUUUGAGCGCUAUCGGAUAUGCGAACUGCUUGCCGAAAUGCUGCACUGCUCGAAUAUGGCGCUCCUCAAUCGGGGGAUCGAGCACAGCCGCCUGUACGACAGCGAAGGUCGCCUUCAAGGCGGACUGGCUGCUCUCGAAGAACUCGCGCAGGUCAUCGCACUCAAUCCUGGCAGCGAGGACCGGGACACGCCGAUGCGAUCGAGGGAUGACAUUGCCCCUGCGCACGAGCUGCCUGUGAGCGGUGGGCUGUCAUCGCUGUCGGAUUCCGAUGAAGACAUGAGCGACGACGAGCCGGGUAGUUCGGACGAAGAUCUGAUGGAGGACGAUACUCCUUUUCCCAUCUCAAAACCACACGCGCCAUUACCACCUAGCGGCUCGCCCCCGCUGCAACAGGAAUCCGCGCCCAGCGCGUCUCCGGUGUUGCCCACGCCUUCAUCUUCGCCGAGUAUCAGGUCUCAGCGAGCAAGACAGAGCGUUGUGCUGGAGCUACCUCCGGGUGAGCUGUUCAAGCGUCGAUUUUUCGAACUGAAUAUCCUGUCGACAUUACUGGACCUCUUUUUCGAGUUCCCAUGGAAUAACUUUCUACACAGUGCGGUUUAUGACCUGACGCACCAGAUCCUAACUGGGACCGUCGAUAAUGGAGGGCAGAGUCGAGAACUGGCUAUUUCCCUCUUCCGCGAUGCAAAACUCAUGCAAAGGAUCAUCGAGGGUCAGAAAAUGAACGAUGCAGCGCAGGACAAGCCCAAGGCCGUACGAUUAGGGUAUAUGGGCCAUCUCACACUAAUUUCGGAGGACGUCUUGACUGCGAUGGAGCGUUUCCCCACGGAUGUGCGAGAGGCAAUCGAACCGUUUGUACCUCAGCCGGACUGGGACGAGUACGUCAAAGGACGCUACAAGGAAACGAAGCAGCGCGAUGCUGAGCCGUUGGGUGGCGGGAAACCAGUCAUCCGUAGCACCAUGGCAGGGAGCAGUCGGUGGAAAGUUGACGAGGAAGACACCACUGGAACCGCAGUCACAGGAACGACGACAGCGGCAACAACAUCCGACAGCGACGCAAAUGUCAAGGGCGAGUUCAAACGCGCCAGCUCGUCACGUCCGAGGCGGGAGGGCAGCGCUGAUUUCGGGCCUGCAGAUGCUAACGAAAACGACGGCUUCGAAGUCCGGUCAGCUGCAUUCUACGAAAGCUCAGAUUCAUUCGAUUCGGACGACGAGGAUGACUCCAACGGAGGAUGGUUAUCACAGUCCAAAUUUUCCCUCGGCCAGCCACCAGCGACUGGUCGCCCGGAACGAAGGCCUUUGAGUGCUUCUGGCUUCGAUGACGCCUUCGAGCCCGGUGCUUCAGAUCCAUUCGCAGAUGACGAUGGCUUCGGGCCCUUUUCAGAUUCUGGUUCUGAUGCGUUCUCAUUCGCUGACGAGAUGGACGAUACGGCUUUCGACAGUUUCGGCGACUUCGGAGAAUUCCACGGGUCAUCGUCAAUUCAAGACGGCGAGCUGACGCCGACCGGCAGCUGGACGUUUGCCAGCGGUUCCGGUUCAGAUGACGCGGGUUCGGAGCCCUUUGAUCCACAUAGUCCACAGGGAGAUAAACGAAUGUCGUAGUAUGUCAUGUAAGAUGUACUCGUCCUUCCUAUUCGGGUUUGAAUUCGUAUCCGCCCUGUCUGGCGACCGCCACAAAGUCGAGCGUGGCAAGCUCUGCGCCGGCAGAGUCCGCCAGUGUGCAUUCGACUUUGUCUCCAGGAGACACCUUCCCGACGCCGGAGGGUGUUCCGGUCAGUACGAGAUCUCCUUCCUGUCAAUAAGCGUCAG
Messenger RNA from Mycena citricolor, 4664 nucleotides. The record is from the annotation of a GenBank genome assembly. NCBI's taxonomy places the organism in Eukaryota, Fungi, Basidiomycota, Agaricomycetes, Agaricales, Mycenaceae.